Drosophila nasuta is the source of this 1881-nucleotide messenger RNA. RefSeq lists its product as uncharacterized. The record is from RefSeq and is a predicted model, not a curated record. The coding region runs from base 137 to 1645 and encodes 502 amino acids. NCBI's taxonomy places the organism in Eukaryota, Metazoa, Arthropoda, Insecta, Diptera, Drosophilidae. The transcript has 3 exons.
GAAUUUGAAGUGAUGGAAAAAGUGAGAACGGCGUCACAACAUCGUCAGUUAGAUUAGGAUAACCCAGAACUCGGAACUCAAAACUCGAACAACACACAAAUUUCUUCGCGCAGUAAGAUUCGACGUAAAUUCCUCGAUGGAAUUUAAUCGACAUUCACAAAAGUCUUCAACGGCUGUCAGCAGCAACCGCAGCAACAGUAGCAACAAUAGCAACAACAACAGCACCAAGACCAACAACAACAGCAGCAGCAACAGCAGCAUCAACCAAAGCAGCAAGCAAGAAAAUGAUGCUGACAAGUCGAAGAAUAAGGAGGAAAAUACAAAACUGCGUGGACUGAUCAUGAAGCUAUCGAUGAGCGAUCAACUGCAGCUCUAUCACAAUCAUCAGGAUGUCGCCCAAUUGUGCGAUGGCAUUUGGCGCAGCAACUACAAACGCCUCGAUUUUCGGCAGCUGCAACACGAGCUGAGCGGCGACAAUUUGAACUAUUUUCUCAGCUGUAUGCAGGAACAUUUUCGCUACGUUUAUUUCACAGCCGAUCGCCUGCAGGACAAUCUGAAUAUCCUCGAGCGUGCUGCCAUCAAGGCCCUCGACUCGGUUCAGCACUGUGAGCUGCUGAUGUCGUCUCCGCCCUCGGAUUCACAGCAAUCGCUGCCAUGUGAAAGCGGCGCUGGCGAUGCCGGACUGGGGCGUGUUGGGGUCAUUGCUGCGGUGCUGGGGGGGACAUUGAUGCCACAGUGGCCGCUGCAUGCGUUGCCCAAAAUGUUGCGCAAUCUGCGUCGCCUGAAAGUGCACUGCGAGGUGCAGGUGCAUUUCAUUGAGCAAUUCCCACAGCUCGAAUUGUUGGUGCUCUAUGGCGACAUCUCGCAAUCGGCGUUGACCGGCAUCUUGGAGCGUUGCAAGCAGCUGAAGCGUUUGUUCAUCAAGUGCAAAAAGUCACCCAGCCAUCUGAAGGGCAUUGACAACUGUUCGCGCCUCGAGGAUGUUUCGCUGCCCAUCGCUCUGUUGCAGCCGGCCCAAGAUGCCAUCUUGGCACUGCCCAUGCUUCACAUGCUCGAACUGACUGGCAGCCAACAGCUGCCCGAACUGAUUGUUGAGUGCAUGCGUUUGGUCAUCAAGGCCCAGGCGGCGAACAUUGAGAUCAUUCAGCUGAAUUGUGGCUGCUUUGAGGGACCGUUGUGGAUGCGAGAGACGAGUCUGUCGCGUUGUAAACGUCUGCAGGGACUCGUGUUGAACAAUUGCAAAUUCGAUGAUCGCGAGAUUGCCGACCUCAAGAUGCCGCGUGUCCACAACUAUUUGGUCUUGAGUGGUUGUCCCGAUCUCAAGGAGUAUCAGCUGUUGGACAUUGUCAAGAAGUGUCCGCAUUUGUCGGAGCUCUACCUGGUCGAUUGUCCGCUGCUCACGGGCAAGGUGCUGCACGAUAUCUUUCGCGUUCGGAGCAGCGAGAAGCUCGACUAUCCCAUCAGUAUUGUGCUCAGUCGCUGUGAUGCCAUCAGCAACGAUUACCAGGAAGAGUUCUUUGAGCACUGGGAAUCCAAGUUGGAUGUGCUUAAGCUCGAUUGCUUGCUAGAGGAGAAUCGCCCCAUUGAGGAUUUACAAUUGUUUUUCUACAAGAAUCCCAAGACGCCACCUAUUCUGGAAAACUAGUCCAUCGUUGUCCACUCGAAAACAUAACGAACAUGAACACGAACUCGAACACGAACACGAAACCAAAGGCGCCGAGUCAUCCAUCUCCUGGGGAAAUGGGAAGUGCGGGAGGAGGAGCGUUAUCAUCUGACAUAUUCGCUUGUUAUUUUGUUAAUCGUAACGUUUUUCGUACUUCACUGAAGUGUAAUGUAAGAUUGCAGAUUCAAGUAAAAACAACCCGUAUACUUCCAUAGUGU